Messenger RNA from Sorex araneus (European shrew), 702 nucleotides. Its product is annotated as high affinity copper uptake protein 1-like. Gene Ontology annotation, biological process: copper ion transmembrane transport. The record is from RefSeq and is a predicted model, not a curated record. The coding region runs from base 1 to 702 and encodes 233 amino acids. Gene Ontology annotation, cellular component: membrane. The transcript has a single exon. Gene Ontology annotation, molecular function: copper ion transmembrane transporter activity. NCBI's taxonomy places the organism in Eukaryota, Metazoa, Chordata, Mammalia, Eulipotyphla, Soricidae.
AUGGACCACUCGCACCAUCACUCCGGGAUGAGCACCAUGGGCCACCCCAGUGCCCCGGCCCCUCCUCUCCAUCCGCUGGCCACCUCGGGGCCCCACUCCCACGGCCACAGCGCACACUGGAUGCCCAUAAUCUUCUACUUCGUCUACAAGAAAGUGGAGCUGCUGUUUGCAUGGCUGCUGAUCUACUUUGCUAUGGCCACGGCCCUGGCUUUCCUGGCUGUGUUUCUGCUGGCCCUGGCCUACGAGGGACUCAAGAGAGCUCGAGAGAGGCUCCGAACCUGGUGCUCGGCUCCCCCCAGACCAGAAGGAAGCUGCCCCGAGGAGACGCCCCGGCAGCAGCUGCUGAGCGCCGCUCACCUCCUGCAGACGGCACUGCACGGGCUCCAGCUGGCCCUGAGCUACCUGCUGAUGCUGACCGCCAUGACCUACAACGCCUACCUUGCCCUGGUCUUGCUGGCGAGGGCCGGCGCCGGCUACUGGCUCUUUGGCGGGAAGAAGGCGGAGCACGUGGACUCCCAGAACCUUCCCAGGAACAAGGCUCCCCUCCCUGACGCCUACCCUGUGCCUCCAGAGGACCAGCGACACCAGAACCUUGGUGAGACCGUGGUCGAGAUCACCGGGCUCCACACGGACUGUGCCAGCGCAGACAUGGAUACUGUCAGCUUGGGCUCAGACGUGGAGAGCAGGAUUGGUUCUUGGUAG